AGCAGCAGCAGCAGCAGCAGAGUCCGAGGGAUCAUUGAUGCCAAGAGCCGGAGUCUGAACAAGUGUAAGCAAGUCGUUAGCACCCGGCUGUGGGUAGGGUAGGGGAGUGUUCCUGAGCAGCGAGGAAGUGAAAUCCGUUGCCUUGGCGCCUCCGCGCUGCGCGAUGCAAGGGAACAGCAGCCGAUCCACAUUAAGCGCACAAUCCUCGGGCACACCGUCAGCGUCCACGAUAUCCUCGUCACAAGGAAAGCAACAAGUUGUUGAACUAUCCGGCUAUGUCAUCAUACUCGUCGAGAAUGUGGAGGGGAAGAUUAAACUAUAUGGCUCACCGCCCGAUCGCGAUAAUCUGGAAGUGGGCGAUGAGAUACUCGAGGUUAAUGGCCUUUCCCUGGAGAACAUAUCGCGCACGGAGGUCAUACGCCACAUACACGAUUGCAUCAAGUCCUGUACGAUCUGUUUGCGGGUGCGCAAGAAGAAUGAUUCUCGAUUGGCCUGGGAUAUUGGGAAUUCGGUGCAGGACGCGUUUGUCAUUGCCGUCGAGGAGCACGCCCGGGAGCGACUGCAGCGACUGGCGGCUCUGAAUCGAGUGACGCCCGUGGACAUAACACAACUGUCGAAGAAGGUGAGUAGCGGAAAGAGCGGAACGACGACUAGUCAGAAGCCGCAAGACCUCAGCUUCCUGAACGACUCGACGCCCAUCUAUGUGACGUCCUUCACCAGCAACCAGAUCACCUGCUGCAGCUCCACCAUGACAACGGCCACGGCGGGCGGCCCCAUUUCCGCCCCAAUGCUGGCACCCACCACAGCCACCUGCACAAUGCCGACGCCCGCCGUCGAGCAGCAGUCGGCCAGCCAGGGGGCCUCCGCGCUGGUGAGUGCCGCUGUGGCAGCGGCCACUGCCGCCGAUCGCAAUGCCAACAGCACCACCGCAGCGGCCCUCAAGCAGCAGAGGCAGAAGCAGCUGCCCAACUCUGCGGCCGCGAUUACGGCCGGCAGCUCGACGAGCAGCGCCACCGGACAGAUCUACCAGGCCAGCCAGGCCCAGCAACAGCAGCUGCAGCAGCUCCAGCAGCAGUUGGCGGCGGCCGCCGCCGCGGGGAAGCCCCUUCAGGCCAAGUCCCUGCUCGCGAGCAGCCUGCAGCAUCUGGCCGAGGAGGUGGACAACGAGGAUCUCGAUGACGACGACGAUGAUGUGGACGGGGCCAACUAUUGCGGCAUCACCUACAUCUCGUACAACAACAAGCACGCCCAGCUGCCCACGACGACGCUGCCGGCCAGCACGACGCUGCCGGCGGCGGCGGCCACACUGGCCACCACGGCGGCGAUCCACCAGCAGCGGAAUCAGCAGCAGACCCACGCCCAGACCCACAACCGACCGGCCCCGCUGCAGCUGUGCGCCAACGAUGUGCAGUUCGUGGAUGCCGGCACCUCGACAUCGCCCCUGCUGGCCGCCAAUAGCAUUGUGACGGCAGCGGAUAUCGCUCUGCCGCCCAGCGGUAGCGGCCAUUUGCAUGGCACAACGACGCCCAAGACCGAGUACUCGACGGCAAUAUCCAGCGGCCAGCUGCAGCAGGCCUUUGCCGAGCUGCAGUUGCAUCACACCACCAAUAACAACACCUCACAGCAGCAGCAGCAGCAGCAGCAGCAGCAGCAGCAGCCACUGACACAGACUCAUUUCCAUCAGCAACAUUUAGUUUUAAGCAACAACAAUAAUAGCAAUAAUUCGAACGCAUCCAGCGGCAUAACGACAGCAGCAGCAGCAGCGGCCACAGCAGCGGCGACAGCAGCGGCGACAGCAGCAACAGCGGCAGCCACAACGGCAUCCUUGAUGAAGAAUUGUGAUCUACUGAUAGCCAACAAUCUGUAUCCACCGAGACGAGAGUUACUAGAUGACGUCAUUGUGCAUCAAUCCAGCGACGUCCAUGCAUACAAAACAAAUGUAGCGACAGCGACAGCCAACAGCAGCAACAAUCGAUCCCAGCAGCAGCAUCAGCAGCAGCAGCAGCAGCAAUUGCUGAGUGCCGCCUACGAGCUGCAGCAGCAGCAGCAACAACAACUCUUGCAACAGCAACAGCAACUGCAACAAAGUCCCACAAGUAGCAUAUCAAUAGGAAGAACAGAACUUUUAUUGGGUGAUCAGAGUCUGCGGCAGGACUCCAGCAGGAAUCGCCGGCGCUCCGGCUCAAGCAUAGUUGUCCUGGACGGUGAUGAUCUGAAGCCAUGUCUCCCGGAUGAUUACAUAAGUGGACAGCAUCAUCACUUGCAACAGCAACAGCUACAGCUACAGCAGCAGCUGCAGCAGCAGCAUCCGCAGCAUCCACAGCAUCCACAGCAUCCGCUGCAGCAGCACUAUCGCACGCAUUCGAGCGACAUAAGAGAGAUUGACCAGGAAAUGCUGACCAUGCUGUCCGUGAAUCAAGAUAACGGACCACAUCGUGAGAUGGCCGUCGAUUGUCCGGACACGUUCAUAGCACGCAACAAGACGCCACCCAGAUAUCCGCCACCCCGUCCACCGCAGACAACAGUGGCAACAGCAGCAGCAACAACAACCACCGCCACAACCACAGCUACACAAGUGGCAGAGCAGCAGACGCCAUGCAACAAUAAGUUGCAACAACAGGCAACGAUCAACAGCAACAGCAAUAGUGGCAGCAAUAGUGGCAGCGGCAGCGGCAGCAACAACAUGACAGAUGAUUAUCUCUGUGUGGUGGAUGGCGGCCACUAUCGCAGUCAGGACUCCGGCUCACCCACGUCGACAGGCACCUUCGACGAGGUGCUGAGCAAGCAUACCCUGGACUCCUUUGGCAGCAUUGCCUACCGCCACUUGCACCAGCACCAGCAGCAGCAACAAGCGACGAGCAACGGCAACAGCAGCGGCAGCGGAAGUGGAAAUGGAACGACUGCCACGCCCAACAAGGGGCAGCCGCAGCCUGUGGAUGAUCAGACCUUGGCCAGCAGCAAUACGUGCCACACCACAAGCAACAGCAACAGCAAUUCGCUGAACAGCAGCAACAGCUCCAUGCACACCAGCAACAGCAGCAGCAGCCACAUUGCCAGUGGCGCCUCCUCCUCCAGCAGGGGCAGCAACGGCAGCAGCUCGACCGUGCCCGAUGACCUAAGCCUUGCCCCGCCCGGCUAUGAGCCAGUGGUCGCACUGCUGCCAACCCUGCCACCGAUGGCCAAGCACAGGGAGCUGCCUGUCGAUGUGCCCGACAGCUUCAUCGAGAUUGUGAAGACGCCGCCGCGAUAUCCGCCACCGGCACAUCUCUCCUCACGCGGAUCGCUGCUCUCCAAUGGCAGCGCCUCCACGGCCCAGACCACGCUCUCCCCGCUGCCUUCUGCCACUGUUGCCACUGUGGGGGCUGCCGCUGCCGCUGCCACUGCCACUGCAACUGCUGCUGGCGGUGGGAGUGGCAUAGGCAUAGGCGGCGAUGCGAAGCGGGUGUCCGAUGAGCUCAAUGGCAAUGCCAAGCCUGUGCCACCGCCCCGGGAUCAUCUGCGGGUGGAGAAGGACGGCCGGCUGGUCAACUGUUCGCCCGCCCCCCAAUUGCCGGAUCGUCGGGCAGCGGGCAAUGGCAACGGCAGCAGUGGCAGCCACAGUCAGCAGCACCAUCCGCAGCAGUUGCACCACCAUCAGCAGCAGCAACAGAUCGCUCAGAUUGUGGAGCCCACGCUGGAGCAGCUGGACAGCAUCAAGAAGUAUCAGGAGCAACUGCGCCGCCGACGCGAGGAAGAGGAGCGCAUCGCCCAGCAGAAUGAGUUCCUGCGGAACAGUCUGCGCGGCUCCCGCAAACUGAAGGCGCUCCAGGAUUCGGCCACACCCGGCAAGGCGGCCAUGGCCCAGCAGCCGCCGGCUGCGACGGGACUAGCCGCCAUGCCCACCGGCGUGGAGAACGAGGCGUAUCUGCCGGAUGAGGAUCAGGCACAGCCACAGCCACAGCCGCAGCCAGAGCAGAUCGAUGGCUACGGUGAGCUGAUCGCGGCACUCACCCGGCUCCAGAGCCAGCUGAGCAAGAGCGGCCUCAGCACGCUGGCCGGACGGGUCUCGGCCGCCCACAACGUCCUGGCCAGCGCCAGUGUGGCCCAUGUGCUGGCCGCCCGCACCGCCGUCCUGCAGCGUCGACGCCCCCGCGUCGGCGGUCCACUGCACCACAACGCCCUCGGCCUGCAGAAGGACAUCGUGGAGCUGCUGACCCAGUCGAACACCGCGGCGGCCAUCGAGCUGGGCAACCUGCUCACCAGCCACGAGAUGGAGGGCCUCCUGCUGGCCCACGACCGCAUCGCCAACCACACGGACGGCACGCCCUCACCGACGCCGACGCCCACACCCGGCAGUGGGCUGGGCUCGAUGAGCGGGGCCAGCAGUCCGGUGACGGGGCCCAAGCGAGCAAUGGGCGGCGUGGUGGUGGCGCCACCAGUGGUGCCGCCAACGCUGGCGCAGCGCGGAGCAAUGCCGCUGCCGCGCGGCGAGUCGCCGCCACCGCCACCGCUGCCCAUGCCGAUGCCCAUGCCGAUGCCCAUGGCCAUGCCGAUGAGCGCCUGCUUCGGGACGCUCAACGACCAGAACGACAACAUCCGAAUAAUCCAGAUCGAGAAGUCGACGGAGCCGCUGGGCGCCACCGUGCGCAACGAGGGCGAGGCGGUGGUCAUUGGGCGGAUCGUGCGCGGCGGAGCCGCCGAGAAGUCCGGCCUGCUGCACGAGGGCGACGAGAUCCUGGAGGUGAACGGCCAGGAGCUGCGCGGCAAGACGGUGAACGAGGUGUGCGCUCUGCUCGGUGCGAUGCAGGGCACGCUGACAUUCCUCAUCGUGCCGGCGGGCAGUCCGCCCUCCGGGGGCUUUGGCGGCCUCGGGCUGCCCGGCGGUUUGGCCGGCAGCGGCGGACCCGGCUCGGGACUGGGUGCACACCGGGACACAGCCGUGCUGCAUGUGCGGGCGCACUUUGACUACGACCCGGAGGACGAUCUGUACAUUCCGUGCCGGGAGCUGGGCAUCAGCUUCCAGAAGGGCGACGUGCUGCACGUGAUCAGCCGCGAGGACCCCAACUGGUGGCAGGCGUACCGCGAGGGCGAGGAGGACCAGACGCUGGCCGGCCUCAUUCCUAGUCAGUCGUUCCAGCACCAGCGCGAGACGAUGAAGCUGGCCAUCGCCGAGGAGGCGGGCCUGGCCCGAUCCCGCGGCAAGGAUGGGGCCAGCAGCAAGGGUGCCACCCUGCUCUGUGCGCGCAAGGGUCGCAAAAAGAAGAAGAAGGCCAGCUCGGAGGCAGGCUAUCCGUUGUACGCCACGACGGCGCCGGAUGAGACCGAUCCGGAGGAGAUACUCACCUACGAGGAGGUGGCCCUCUACUAUCCGCGGGCCACCCACAAGCGGCCCAUUGUCCUGAUCGGACCGCCCAACAUCGGACGCCACGAGCUGCGCCAGCGCCUGAUGGCGGACUCGGAGCGCUUCUCCGCUGCAGUGCCACUGUUCUAUCUGCUCGAGGAGCGCCUCAAGGAGGCCAAGAAAAAGACCACGGCCAAGGACACAUCACGUGCCCGGAGGGAGGGCGAGGUGCCCGGUGUCGACUAUCAUUUCAUCACGCGCCAGGCCUUCGAGGCGGACAUCCUGGCCCGUCGCUUCGUGGAGCACGGCGAGUACGAGAAGGCCUACUACGGCACAUCACUGGAGGCCAUACGAACGGUGGUGGCCAGCGGCAAGAUCUGCGUGCUCAAUCUGCAUCCGCAGAGCCUGAAGCUGCUGCGAGCCUCCGACCUGAAGCCCUAUGUGGUCCUGGUGGCGCCCCCCAGCCUCGACAAGCUGCGGCAGAAGAAGCUGCGCAAUGGGGAACCAUUCAAGGAGGAAGAACUCAAAGACAUCAUUGCCACGGCCAGGGACAUGGAGGCGCGAUGGGGCCAUCUCUUUGACAUGAUCAUCAUCAACAAUGAUACGGAGCGCGCCUACCAUCAGCUGCUGGCCGAGAUCAAUUCGCUGGAGCGCGAGCCACAAUGGGUGCCCGCCCAGUGGGUGCACAACAAUCGGGACGAGUCAUAAGGAGCCACUGGAAGCAGAGGCCAGCGACCUACAUCCCCUCCCCCCACACACACACCCACCCAUCUCAAACUGCAACUCCUGCUACUUCUGCUCCUGCCGCAGUCUUUGUAAAUACAGAAUUUCCAUCGAGGCCAUCAGCGAGGUCCUGCACGAGUCCCUCGAAGAAGUACCACACACACACAC
Drosophila obscura is the source of this 6211-nucleotide messenger RNA. RefSeq lists its product as uncharacterized. Lineage: Eukaryota; Metazoa; Arthropoda; Insecta; Diptera; Drosophilidae. Gene Ontology annotation, cellular component: plasma membrane; adherens junction. The record is from RefSeq and is a predicted model, not a curated record. Gene Ontology annotation, biological process: generation of neurons; establishment or maintenance of polarity of embryonic epithelium; protein localization to plasma membrane. Bases 164 to 6028 code for a protein of 1954 amino acids. Gene Ontology annotation, molecular function: protein binding. The transcript is spliced from 18 exons.